Messenger RNA from Plasmopara halstedii, 2625 nucleotides. Its product is annotated as gamma-tubulin complex. The record is from RefSeq and is a predicted model, not a curated record. Bases 1 to 2625 code for a protein of 874 amino acids. The transcript is spliced from 17 exons. Lineage: Eukaryota; Oomycota; Peronosporomycetes; Peronosporales; Peronosporaceae. Gene Ontology annotation, molecular function: gamma-tubulin binding; microtubule minus-end binding. Gene Ontology annotation, cellular component: gamma-tubulin small complex; equatorial microtubule organizing center; centrosome. Gene Ontology annotation, biological process: mitotic cell cycle; microtubule nucleation; meiotic cell cycle.
AUGCUAGUGGACAAACUACUAAGAAAACUUCACGGUGCGCCUUCUUCCACCAUUGCACGCCAUACUUUCAUUCGCCUCCACGACUCUGUGUCUACGAGUCCACAAACCGAUGCGUUUGCUGUGCUUGAAAAGAUCAAGCGUAAGAUUGCGAUAGACGCGCCACAAUUUUAUGCUGAUUCGCAAGCGGCUAUUGCGAGGCUCAAUGACGUUUACUCGCGCUUUGCUCAGUUUAAGAAUUUAGACAAGAAGACUGAAGCAUUGCUGUUGUUACACGGUUUGAUGGAUACUGCACUACCGCUACAAAUGCAAGAGACAUACGAUCAUUCAGACUAUACAGCCAUGAGUACAGAUGAUCAUGCUUCAAAUAUAGUACAGAACAACGCCAUUUUAGAACGAAAUGGAGCUCACCAUCGAUCCCACUCAAUGCCUGCGUCGUCAUUAAGUUUUGACGAUCAGAACGCAGUGCCUACAAGAAUGGAGCAGUCUAAUACCGAUCUGGAUCUGGACUCAUUAGAAGAUUCUUUUAAAUUUGCUGUUGGUAUUGCUCCGGUGCAUAAGCCAAGUCGAGCCAAAAGUAGCAGUGCACGAGGGCUAACAUUAGAUGCCGCAGAGUUACGCACUGCACCUGCUAAGAAUUUGUCGUUUGACGUACCGGAAGAAGUCCUGAUACGGGAUGUUUUGUACGCUUUACAAGCUAUUGAGUCGCGUUACCUGUAUUUUGAUAACGCAGCCGACCGCUUUCAGAUUACAAGCAGCGCCAGUGUACCGAAACCCAUGCGCGAGCUCAUUUAUAUGCUGUGCGAGCUUGGGUGGAUUUUUCGCAAAAUUUCCGAGUACAUUUAUCAGCAUCGCGAAGAGCUUGCGUUUGGCUUGGUUGGGCAAAGUUUCUGUCAUGUGCUUAAUACUGAAUUGUCGGCGUAUUUCCGCUUGAUCGCUGUACUCGCUGCUCAGAUUGAUGAAGACGCAGAAACACGUCAAAUAGAUCCACGCGGUGUCAGCAGUCUGACAUUGCGGACGUUGACCGUGUGGCUUCAGGAUCCACUGGAUAAGAUGCGCUUGAUGGCUCGUCUUAUUGAUAGUGUUGAAGGUCUCCGUGGUGGAGCACUCGCGUCCGGUAUCCAAUCGCAUGCGUUGCACGGCGCUCCUGACGUAUCAGAAUUCGUGCAAAGGGUGCUAAAGCAAAUUGCGGCGCCAAUCCUUCGAAUGAUCAAGCGGUGGGUCUUUGAAGGGGAGCUGGAAGACAGGCAUGGCGAGUUUUUUGUAGUGGCUGAUCCAGCUGUAAGUGAAGAUCAGUUUUGGGCCAAGAAAUACACAUUGAAUCUGAAAAUGUUGCCAGCUUUCAUUUCAAUUGAGCUCGCUAAGAAAAUCUUGGUCAUUGGAAAAAGCAUCAACUUUAUUCGUCAGUGCUGUGGACAUGCUGAUUGGGUUAUGGAUGCUUCACAUGAGUCCUCUGUGAUGGGACUAGAGUCCAAUAAUGAAAAAGACUACUUCGCGGGGCUAAAGCGCCUUGAAAAAGUGAUUGAGAACGUGUCAAAUUCGACUAACAAGUACCUUAUUCGCACAUUGACUGAAAAAUACCGACUUCUGGAUCAUUGCCGAGCAUUGAAGCGCUAUUUGCUGCUAGGACAGGGUGACUUUGUCCAAUAUUUAAUGGAUCUACUAGGCCCUGAGUUGUCCAAGCAAGGAUCGCAAGUUUACCGUCAUACGCUUACUAACGUGCUUGAAACCGCGCUAAAUGCUUCUAAUGCAAAGUUCGAGUCGGCAGAUGUUCUAGGUCGCCUAGAUGUCGAGCUGCUUCAGGGAUCUUCAGCUGAUACUGGUUGGGACAUCUUCUGCUUGCACUACAACUUACAAGCACCAGUAAAUAGUGUCAUUCCGGCAACCUCGAUGCUUCAGUACCAGCAAAUAUUUGAAUUUUUAUGGCGAUUGAAGCGUGUUGAGCAUUCACUAUCUGCGUCGUGGUCAAAGGACAUGAAUCUUGGGCAUGAAGUUCAGGGAUGUGUGCCGGGAAUUCGACCUGUGCUACACAAGAGUCAGCUUAUACGAUCUGAGAUGAUUCACUUUAUUACGAAUCUUCUUAAUUACAUGAUGUUUGAGGUCCUAGAGACAGCGUGGCAUAAGUUGGUGAAGGAUUUAAAUGCUGCGAAGGACUUAGACGAACUUAUCGAAAGCCACGCGGCGUACAUUGCUUCAAUCAAGAAAAAUGGGUUUAUGAUGAAAGAAUCACGGGAUAUUCUCAAGCAGCUAAAGCUCAUUUUUGCGACGAUCAUUAGAUUUAGUAAAGUACAGGAGAAUCUUUACACAACAGCGAUGCACGAAAAGCACGUAGAGGAAAGGCAUCAGCACUUUAUGCAGCGUCAAAAACUAGAUGGUUCAUGGAGCAUACCAGAGAAUAAUGAACACAAUUUUCGAGGAGAGCGAGAGACAUUCGGCUCCAAUUCAAAAAUAAUGCGUCAGAUUGAAGACGUUUCCGAAGAAUUCAGUAAAUAUUUUCUUGAACUUCUCAACAUUGUCAAGCUAAACUCUCUUCGGGGAGCACCAAGCUUAUCGUUUCUCUUGUCUCGCUUUGAUUUUAAUGAGUUUUAUCUGCAAAAGACUGCACCUCCCAAGGAUGCAGAGGAAUAA